UACAACGCGAUCGCGGCGUACACAGCACACAGAUAGUAGUGAGAUUGUCGAAGCACGCGCGCGUCAAACAGCCGGAGAGGUGUUUGUGAAUAUUCGCGUAGCUACCGUGCGCAGCAAGAGCAACCGCUCGCGACGCAGGCGAGGCGUGAUAUUGACGCGAUCAGUGCAGCGAUCGACGAGAUAGACUGAGCUGACACGUCCAUAAACAUAAGCUCCAUAAGUAUAUAAGUGCGCCUGUCGUUUCAUUUACACUAACAGGUGUUGCUGUCGCACAUGGGCAACUGAGAUGCUGCCAAGUGACGCACUUCACAUAUAAAGUGCAUAGUUCGCGUUCCAAGAAGUGUUCGUAAAUCGAAUUCUCCACGCACAUUACUCAUAUUCAGCGUCAGCGGGCAAGCGUAGAAUAGCUUUCGCGUAAACGUGUAUCAUAGGUAUCGCGCCGCGUACUACUCAUAGCACAGCACAUACACCGUUCAGCGUCAUAGCGAUUUCAUGCUAAUUAGCAAAAAAAUGAUCGUUUUUACCGAAAAAGGCUUUUAAAGAAGUGUCGAGUCAGAGUCCCCAAAGGUGAAUGUGUAAAAGACAACGACGUAGAUUAAUAUUACACUCGCCAGUUAAACCUCGUAAAUCUCAGAAAACCCAGCAAAUAUUAUCGAUCAACACGCGCCGUAAGCGUCGAAUUGUCUGGUGGAUGCCGUGCGUCAAUAAGCGUUUUGUGGCUGCGGUCGAUGGUCUUUUCUGCGUCAGUGGCUUUGCGGCUCAGAAAUGCCCAUUAUUUACCGCAACAACUGCAGAGAUAUCAGAGCACAGUGAGGCACAAAAGCUGUGCUGACAUGGCCAGGUCGCAGCUAAUCGCUGACAUUUACGUCAUGUAGUCUGGCGCCUUGACGUCAUUUGGCGUUGUGCAGCCAAUGCGAAUUGCAAUCGUUGUAUGUCGAGUGCACGAUCACUUGAACACUACAUAUACGCCAGGGGAAAAAAACAGAAACAAAACGAACAGCUGAGUGCGUACGCACCCAAUCAAAAAGAAUGAACAAAUCACCAACAAAUAAGAGAAAUAAUAUCAGCGAUAAGUGUAACCAAGCGGCCGACAAACUACAUGAUAAAUGCGAGCCAUUGUUGGCACGAAGAAUGGGCAGCAACAACUGUCGGCGGAGCACCGGAGCGAGCACAGUUGACCCAGCUGCCACUGCGACACUGUCAGCCUCCGAUAUUCCAACAACAUUACAAGCGAACGCGCAACUUGCACGCAAGAAUAACGCGUGCGAAGCUCAUAAAUCCACGCAAGCGAGCUUUGCGCCAAAACACAGCUUUAAUUCACAAAUGACAGCCACAUUUACCGGUGGCGCAUCCGCAUCUGCGGCCCAUUGUGAAGCACUUACUUCCGCGCACAUUCCGCCUGUCUCGUUGCAUUCCUCCCCUGCGAAUGAGCAUUGUGCACUAAUUGACAAAACGACGGACGAUGCGUACGGAGCACCGAUCGCGGAUCAUCAGCACGGUUGCACUACCACGGCUGACGCUGGCUGCUCGUCCCAGUCAGCGCCCAUACUAAGUGCUAUUCAUGCCACAAGAGAGUCAAUAGAAGCUAGUGAGACGGCAAGGGAAGCAGCGGAUACAAAAAUAGCCACAACAACAAAAACGCAUACGGCGGCAUUGACAGUUGCGCCACUGUCGCGUUCACGUACACCAACAACGAAAGCGCAAGCGACGCCCGCGACGUUAGCGGUAGGCCAAUUAACGGAGGAAAAAAAGAGUAUCGCAAGCACUACCACAAUGACACAUGCAAUGACGGCGCCGACGACGACAACAAAAACAGCGAAUGAGCAAACGCUAGCGGCAGCGGUGACGACGGCAAGGGAAGGGGCGAAUUCGUCUGUUACACGACAAGCACAAUCGGCGGCUCGUUUGACGUCGCCGUCGAGAAUGGGUGACGAACAGGUGGAAGGGGUGUGGACGGCGGUAGAUGCGAAAUCAAAAUUCACUGAAAAUAAAUGUCCGUUGGCUGUGCUAACGAAUGUUAGUAAUCAGAGAAAAGUUGAAGCGAGCACUACGAUAUCAGCUCCAGAGCAGUGUACGCUUAACAGCAACCUGAACGAAAACACAUACAGAACAAGUGAAGUACACGUAUCGAGCAACAAGUGGCCAACAGUUGUCAGUUUAGCCAACUCGGAGUAUGAUCCUGUGUGCAAGGCUAGAACUCGCGCAGACACCAGCAGCAACAGCAAGGAUAUAAUAAGGGCACUGAAUUUGGCAGCGAGAAAAGCCAAACUGAAGUCAGAAUUUUUUAGAGAUUUCGAAACGCAUGAGCAAGCAGUUAAACGCUUGACGGAACCUACGUCAUCAAUUGGUGAUUGUGGGAUAACGUGUAAAAACCAGAACUUUCGACAAUUACAGUUGAACGCAGUUAGCACGCGGUGUACCGUAGACAAACACAUCGGUCUCAAUACCGGAUUACCUACGAUUGCUGUGAACGCAGCGGAAACCUCUUCACCUACAUCGUUAGUGGCGAGGCGCAAAUUAGACUUAAAGCAAAAAUUUGAACAACAAACCGCGACAAGGACAUCCCACACCUUGAUAGAAGCACAUAACGCCUUGAUUGACACAGUUGGGGUAUUUCCACGUGUUGAGGAAUUAGUACAAAAAUUCGAAAGCAAGCCAACGAGCUCCGCUAGGAAAAUGAUUGUAAAUCCAAACAAAACCAACGAAGUAACAGAUAACAACAUGCUGUCCUUGAAGCCAGACAGAUUGGAACAGCGCAAUAGUCCACUCUCGGAUGAGGGUUGCAACCUUGGUCAGAGUCCUUACUCAUCAGACAAUGAGGACAACGAGUCCGCACAAACCACUUCGGCGGUUGCGCCAACAAAGCGUAAGGAUAAAGUCGCACGCUCUGCCAGUAGUGACUCGGCACUCGGUUUGGACGUUGACGAGUCAAUGGACACAACACCCGCACAGCCACCGGUCGGCCCACAACAGCGAAGAAUGACACUCACCGUCACGGAUUUGCCACUGCGACCAGCACUUUUGCCACUAGCAGAACCUACCGCACUGCCAGAUACAACAAUCAUCGAGCUACCGCCAACUAUUAAUAAUCCACCGGCCCCGGCUACGGUGCCCAGCAAGGUGUUGUUGGAGGAACGCGUAGUAGAACUACCAGAGGAUCCGCGUUCAUUAGCACCGUCACAGCCAUGUUCACGACGCGAAUCGGCACAAAGUUGCGGUAGUGACAUCGUACCAACUGAGUUUCCGGGUGGCAGGCGUUUCGUACGCACACCCUCCGUGGUAGUGUCGGAUUACUCCGAUGAAAUCAUGUGCGGCAUUACACUUGAAGAAAUAGAAUACUUCCGCGCACAACGUAUGCGACGACGACAUUCCUCACUGGACACUGCCAACGAAGGUGAAGGCGAAUCAGAUGUGAGCGCCUCCUCCUCCUGCAGCAACCUAUACUACUGCGGCUCCACGAUCUCCGCAUUGGACGGCGCCGAGUGUUACGUGAACGGUGUACGUACCGCACUAGAUCGCAAAGUAAGCGACUGUUCGACAUGUUCAGCCAGCGCUGAAGAGGACACAUUCACCAUUCCCGAAGAUCCACAACAGACAGGCAAAGACCUGUCCGAUCUACUAGCCGCACAACAUCUGAGCGCGAAGCCAGCAGCUAAGAAGGUAGGUUUGGUGGUGCCGAUGGGUGAGAACUUGGGCGAAAAGGCUCCCUACUGAAGCCGCACGGCCAAACACAAUCUCAGCAAACCUAAAGUAUUCUAAACUAUAUUUUUCCCAAAGAACUGUUGUAACAUAAUUAAGUUUUAGUGAUUAACUGUAAAUUAUAUAAACACUUGUGUAGACUUCGUAUAAGUAAAGAGAAAUGAAAUUGUGCAUGUA
Messenger RNA from Zeugodacus cucurbitae (melon fly), 3876 nucleotides. Its product is annotated as mucin-2. NCBI's taxonomy places the organism in Eukaryota, Metazoa, Arthropoda, Insecta, Diptera, Tephritidae. Bases 1030 to 3714 code for a protein of 894 amino acids. The transcript has a single exon. The record is from RefSeq and is a predicted model, not a curated record.